AGUGUGCCGCUCCGCACCGGCCUCUGCAAGUCCCCGGACCCGCUCGUCCCGCCCGCCUAGCCCAACCACCAUCCACUCUGUGGGUUCCAGCGCCAAGCCAUUCAUCUCAUCCAUGAAAACCGGGAGAACGAAGGCUUAUGCAUCUUGCAUAUAUGAAUGGCUCUAGUCCGGUGCCGGUGGCAGCCUUUUCACCCGAUGCCGAGAAGGCUUUUGACUGGGUUGAGUGGAGGUUCCUUAUGUUAUCUCUUUCAAAAUCCAGAUUUGGUCCUGGCUUUUGUAAUUGGAUGAAGGUACUCUACAGCAACCCUAUUGAACCUAUUCUCACAAAUGCCUCUCUAAAAGGACUAGACAGGGUUGUGCUCUCUCUCCAUUGCUCUUCACUAUGGUUUUAGAACCACUGACUGUAGCAGUCAGAGCCAAUGUAAGAAUUAAAGGUGUGCAUGCAGGGGGCAGGGAGCAUAAGCUAUUUAUGUAUGCAGACGGUAUCUUAGCAAUGGUAGCUGAUCCUGUGUACUCUCCGCUGGUGCUACUUGAAUAUUCCAAGUCAUAUUGAAGUCAUAUUCCAAAUGAUCAGAUUAUAAGACAAAUUGGCACAAAUCAGAGAGUAUGCCUAUAUCCAAUACAUGUAAUUCUGGAGAUAUGGUAAAUGGACUGUACUUGUAGAGCGCCUUUCUAGUCUGCUGACCACUCAAAGUGCUUUUACACCAUAUGCCUCAUUCGCCCUUUCAUACACAUUCACGGCCCAUCGAACAGAAACUACCUCAUUCAUUAACAUUCACACACACCAAUGACGCAGCCAUCGGGUUCAGCAUCUUAAAACCGAUGGAUGAACCUAAUACUUCGACAUGCAGCAGUUUCAAAUGGAUGCCUUCAGGUAUGAAAUAUCUGGGUAUUCAACUAUAUAUUCAACAAAUUUGGAUGAAAUAAUGCUCUCACAUAUGUAAAAUACUCAAAAUACUCCUCCAGAAAAUAAAAAUGAACCUGGAUAAAUGGGGAAAAUUGAAGCUCACACUGUGGGGAAAAAUUAAUGUGUUUAACAUGGUGGUUGACCCACAAUUUAAUUAUGUUUCCAUAAUGUUGCCUUUUAAUAUACCACUGAAGUUGUUUAAACAUUAUGAUAGAAUUAUCAAAGACUUUUUAUGGGAUAAAAAGAGACCAAGGAUUAAUAUUAAGAAAAUGUGGUCACCGAGCGAUGUAGGAGGUAUGGGUCUACCCAGUGUAAGGUUAUACAAUCCAUCAUUUGAAAUGUCUAGAUUUGAAGGGAACAGACCUGGAGCUGAGCUGGAAUAAAAUUUAACAGGAGCCCUUUCAAACCUUUGGAUGCUCUCUCACAUGGUUCAACUACUAAUUGACAUGAUCACUUUCCAAACCCAGUACUGGUUCAUUCUAAGUAAGUUUGGAGAGAAGUGCACAGGAAGUGUGGUGUUUUGCACUUAAGACAAUCAUAUGCAUCUCUCUGGCAUAACCCAAUCAUAUGUAUUGGGAAGAAGUCUGUUUACUGGAUUAAAUGGCUUAUGAAAGGGAUAUGCACGAUAAGUGACUUGUGUUUAUAUCUUUUUCUGACCAUGUGCAAAAAUAUAGUUUGGAGAGUAAAGGUACAUUUUGGAAGUACUUUCAAAUAAGGGUGUCCCUAAGUGCCAAUUCACUCAGGGCAAGAAUGUGGUGAGGGAGUAUUUGGAGUUGCAUUGUAUACUACACAGGGCAACUUUGUUGUUUAAAAACAGUUUGCAAGAUGAUAUCUGUAACAAUCUGAGCAUCAUUUGGCAAAGGGACCUAGGAUGUGAUUUCAGUGAUGAGGAACGGUUAAAAAUAAUAUGAAAUACUGAGAAAUAUGUAAGAGUGGCUAGUGGAAUUCAUUCAGUUCAAGUUAAUACAUAGGGUUUUUUUUAAACUCCAUCAAACAGAUAUGCCCUAUCUAUCAAAAUAUAACAUUACAGUGAUAAACGUUGGGGUGGUCACGAUCCUUGGCUUAUGGAAAAUGAAAUCCUGUUAUAUAAAUUGAUAGAUAUAAUGGUAGAAAAAAAUCAUAUGAACAUGUUAGCUAAAGUUAAUUACGAUUGGAUGGGACGAUGGUAAUUUUAAGAGGGCAUGGGACAGCUUUUUUGCCUAUGCCACUUCUGGGAUGCUGUAAUGAUUUGGUUGUUCCUUUAUAACUGCUAGAUGUCUAUUUUGGUUGUCCUCUAUGUCAUUAAUUUAUCACAGGCCUUUGUACAGCUUGUAACUACAUGUACUGUCUGUUUAUGUACGUAUACUUGAAUAAAAA
Molecule: messenger RNA, 2263 nt
Organism: Morone saxatilis (striped sea-bass)
Lineage: Eukaryota; Metazoa; Chordata; Actinopteri; Moronidae
Molecular function (GO): zinc ion binding; nucleic acid binding
Source: RefSeq, a predicted model, not a curated record